Messenger RNA from Penicillium longicatenatum, 819 nucleotides. RefSeq lists its product as uncharacterized. The coding region runs from base 1 to 819 and encodes 272 amino acids. The record is from RefSeq and is a predicted model, not a curated record. NCBI's taxonomy places the organism in Eukaryota, Fungi, Ascomycota, Eurotiomycetes, Eurotiales, Aspergillaceae. The transcript is spliced from 3 exons.
AUGACCUCCACUGCAGCCCCCCACUCACGACGACACUACUACACCACAACAAUCACCACGGGUAACACUGGCUGGUGGCUGAACCUCGGACCAACCGACUGGAGCAGUUGCUUUCCAACCAGCUAUGAAACAAACACUGAAUUCUACUACUCCCCGGGCGUCUGCCCAUCUGGAUACUGGGCCGCUGGUCAGGGGGUUUCGACAAUCGAUGCAAACGAAGAGGAAACGCAUGCCACCUGCUGCCCUAAUAAUUAUAUCGUACAAACCGAGUCCCCCACGUUAGAUUGGCAAAAGACAAACCUAUGCUCUUCCCGAAAUACCCACUCAACCGUUUGGUACUACACGCAAGGGGGCACAACAACAAGCUUGACGACGACAGCGGAUGGCAUCAACGCGAAAGGGAUCUCUAUUCGCUGGCGAUCGGCUGAUUUUGCGGCGCAAUCAACCAGCGCUAGCGCGAGUGAUACCCCCGCGACCGCGACUGCGACUGCCACCGCGACUGGGACGUCAACAAACCCUGCGGACGACUCAACGCAAUCGAGUGGACUUUCAACAGGGGCAAAGGCUGGGAUUGCAAUCGGUGUUGCCGUUGGUGCCAUUGCGAUCAUUACCGUCCUUGCUCUUCUCUGGAUGCGACGAAGGAAAGAAAGACUAAAUGCCCAGGUGGAUCGACCAGCUCCACAGAGUCCACAACCACGGGAGCUUGACGGGUCGCAUGCAUUCCAAGAAAUGCCCUCGGGUAGGCUCCCGGCAGAGCUAGGACCGGAGCCUGAGAUAAAGCCCCAUUAUGUAUCAGAGCUACCGACUGGUCGGGAUUGA